Messenger RNA from Phytophthora sojae, 444 nucleotides. RefSeq lists its product as hypothetical. The annotation marks the transcript as partial. The record is from RefSeq and is a predicted model, not a curated record. The transcript has a single exon. NCBI's taxonomy places the organism in Eukaryota, Oomycota, Peronosporomycetes, Peronosporales, Peronosporaceae.
AUGAAGCGCUCGUCCACCGCCAGCCGCUCAACGGGGGCGCGAAAGGCGGCACGCAGCGAGAAGACCUGCCGAACGACGCGGGCGGGCAAGAAGAGCCCGAUCUUCUGGGACUCGGACGGUGUCGGCGGCGGCAAGUCUUCGCUUCGGGUGGUGCUGGACUGGUUCACCAACCCGACCAACUACGGCUCGUGGUGCGGCAGUGACCGGAGCAAUGGCAACACGAAGGAGGCGUUGCUGAACGUCAUAAUGCAGCGCCUGGAGGCUGCUGGUAUAAAGCAUCGCAAUAACGCCGGCGUGCGCGAGAAGAUUAAUAACCUCGAGAAGCAGUACCGCGAGGCGGAGCACUACCUGACCAGUGCAGAGGCUCGGGACGCGGACGAAACGAGUCGUCAAGCUGCUGUGCUUAGUCGUUGCCCCCACUACGACGAACUGCACAAGGUCAUG